Molecule: messenger RNA, 5517 nt
Organism: Microcebus murinus (gray mouse lemur)
Lineage: Eukaryota; Metazoa; Chordata; Mammalia; Primates; Cheirogaleidae
Source: RefSeq, a predicted model, not a curated record
CCGCGCGCCGCGCCCCUGCUCUGCGCUUCCGAGCCGCCACGCUCCGCCAGGCUGGCCUCUCAGCCCCUGUCGGAGGAGCCCGCGGCGACCUGCACGCGUUCCGGCACGAGCGUCGGUCUCACCCCUCGGUUUCUGGCAGAGAAAUGGAAAACCCGCCGGGAGGCCUGACCCUGGGAUGUGGGGGGCGACGGGCGCGCCGAGGAGCCGGGAAGCGGCUGAAGAGGAGGACGGGGCAGCAUUUGAAGGGACGCGGGGCCGCUCGGACCCGGGAAGGCGCCCCGCGGCCGGCGCCUUAGAGCCCGGGCUGCGGACUCGGACGUGUGUGGAUUCCAGUCCGGGCCUGGCGCUUUAGUUCUCUGACCUCGGGGAAGUUACUCAAGCCCUCUGGGCCUGUUUCCUCAUCUCUAACGUGGCAGGAGUAGUAGACCCGAUUUCGUAGGCCGUUAGGAGGUUCUGAGGAGAGACUGUGGAACUUUGUCACCACAGAGCCUGGCCUGUGGCGUUGGUGAAUGGUGGGGAUUAAGGACUAGUCGGGAAAGAAGAGCAGGUAAGAGGGUGGGGGAGCGGCCGCCCGGGUAGGCGGUGCGCGUGGAACGUGGAGCCAGGAGGCUGCGGAGAGGCCAGAUGUUGAUGGACGGUUCGUUGAGGGCAAGAUAGAAUUAUAGCUCGCAGCGUUGGGCUGAUGACACGCUCGCCUGAAUUAUCUUGUAUCAUCCUCACAGCUCUAUGAAGUGGGUACUGUUACGAAUAGUUUAUAAAUAAGGGACUUGAGGCUCAGAGAAGUGAAGUGACUUUCCAGACGUUGCAGAGCUAGUAGUGGCCAACAUUCGAAGUCAGACUCCAGAGCCUGUUUUUGUCAUAAGAGCCAUUGUGAUCAGAUAACCAAAGUGUGUCAAAGUUUAAAUAAUCAUGAAGUCUCUCUGAUGCCCAGGACUUUUGAGAAAUAACCAAAAAAUUUUCCAGUCAUGCCACCGGAAAAACAGCCACGUUUGUGCCUGAGCAGACAGACAAUCACUACAUCAAAACUGCUGAGCAGCAGAAACAACUGUAAAACACCAUCAAUUCAAAAACAGGAUCAAGCUACUCCAGAUCAACAAGCAUUUGCCUGAUGGCCUGGACUGCAAUAUAACCACCUAAAAUAGAAGGACUGGGCAGAAUUGAAGAUAGAGAAAUUAGAAUGGUUCAAAACAGGAAGCAAAACUACAGAACAGGAAGAACUGAGAAAAGAGCACCAAAAAGGGCGACAAAGCCAGCCAGGGAGAUCUAACCAGAGGGAGAUAGAGCUGUUUUUUUGACACCCUGAUGAAGAAUGACUAAUGGAAAGGGUCUGGUCCUCAAAGCAAGUACAAUCUUAUUUCUAAAGUCCCUUCUGGUUAUCAGAUUCUUAAAAACUAAGAUUUUUUAGGAUUUAACAAACAAACGAGAAGUGAUAGGAGAUUUGAGCAGAUACCUGCCAUAUUUGUUUUGGGGGAGCCCAGCCUUGGGACAAGGAGGUAUAAUAAUACCUUAGUUCUGCAGUCCCAAACCCCCAGGCCGUAGCCCGGUACUGGGUCAGCAGCCUGUUAGGAACCCUGCACACAUCACCGCCCCACCAACCUCAUCUGUGGAAAAAUUGUCUUCCAUGAAACUUCAGAACCAGGAGGUGAGCAGCAGGCGAGCACCGGCAAAGCUUUGUCUGUAUUUUCAGCUGUUCCCCAUCGCUGGCAUCACCGCAUCCGCCUCCCCACCUCCAUACCCCGUAGAAAAAUUGUCUUCAAUGAAACCAGUCCCUGGUGCCAAAAAGGUUGGGGACUGAUGUCUUAUUGUAUAGGCCUAGGCCAUCUACUCUGGCUCUGGAGCUCCGGAUGCUUCUGGACAGUGCUCAGUGGAAACCCCUGAAAGAAUGGACUGUUCUUAAGGCCUGUGAAGAAAAAGAUAUUGCAAUCCAUCCCUCCAGAUUCUUGGACAAACUCUGAAUCCCUGCCUGGAAAUCUAAAGGGAUUUGAGUCAUAACCGGUUGUCUAACUGGAACAUCAGCUUGGAAUCACAAACAUUACAGGAAGUGAAAAUGAAUUACAAUGAACUAACAGAAAUCCCAUAUUUUGGAGAACCAACACCUAAUAUUACUCUGCUUUCAUUAGUUCAUAAUAUAAUCCCAGAAAUCAAUGCAGAGGCGUUCCAGUUUUACCAUGCUCUUGAGAGUUUAGACCUUAGCUCAAAUAUGAUAUCAGAAAUCAAGACAUCUUCAUUUCCUCGAAUGCAGCUUAAAUACCUGAAUUUGAGUAAUAAUAGGAUAACUACCUUGGAGGCUGGUUGCUUUGAUAAUUUAUCAAGUUCCUUAUUAGUGGUAAAGUUAAACCGUAACCGAAUUAGCAUGAUUCCGCCUAAGAUCUUCAAGCUGCCUCAUCUCCAAUUCUUGGAACUUAAAAGAAACAGGAUUAAAAUUGUGGAAGGUCUUACAUUCCAAGGGCUUGACUCCUUAAGAUCUUUGAAAAUGCAACGGAAUGGAAUUAGCAAACUUAAAGAUGGAGCAUUUUUUGGCUUGAAUAACAUGGAAGAACUAGAACUGGAACACAAUAAUCUUACACGAGUGAACAAAGGGUGGUUGUAUGGCUUGCGAAUGUUACAGCAGCUCUAUGUGAGCCAGAAUGCUAUUGAAAGAAUCAGUCCUGAUGCAUGGGAAUUUUGCCAAAGACUAUCCGAACUUGAUUUGUCUUAUAACCAGCUGACUCGCCUGGAUGAAUCUGCCUUUGUGGGUCUGAGCUUACUGGAGAGAUUGAAUUUAGGGGACAACAGAGUCACCCACAUUGCUGAUGGUGUGUUUAGGUUUCUUUCCAAUCUCCAGACACUAGACUUAAGAAACAAUGAAAUUUCAUGGGCCAUAGAAGAUGCUAGUGAAGCCUUUGCUGGACUCACAAGUCUCACAAAAUUAAUCUUACAAGGAAACCAGAUUAAGUCAAUUACAAAGAAAGCAUUCAUUGGUCUUGAAUCCCUUGAGCAUCUAGAUUUGAACAAUAAUGCUAUAAUGUCUAUCCAAGAAAAUGCUUUUUCUCAGACUCACUUGAAAGAACUGAUUCUGAACACAAGCAGUUUGCUCUGUGACUGCCAUUUGAAGUGGUUACUUCAAUGGCUGGUUGAUAAUAACUUUCAACAUUCUGUGAAUGUAAGCUGUGCACACCCUGAAUGGCUAGCAGGGCAAAGCAUCCUGAAUGUGGAUCUGAAAGAUUUUGUCUGUGAUGAUUUUCUCAAGCCACAGAUGAGGACACAUCCUGAAAACACAGUUGCUCUAAGGGGCAUGAACGUGACUGUCAUGUGCACUGCAGUGAGCAGCAGUGAUUCACCCAUGUCCACUGUGUGGCGCAAAGACAGUGAAAUCCUUUAUGAUGUGGAUAUUGAGAAUUUUGUUCGUUAUCGGCAACAAGCUGGAGAAGCUCUGGAAUAUACCAGUAUCUUACAUCUUUUCAAUGUGAAUUUCACAGAUGAAGGAAAGUAUCAGUGUAUUGUUACCAAUCACUUUGGUUCCAAUUAUUCUCAGAAAGCCAGACUGACUGUGAAUGAGAUGCCAUCUUUUCUGAAAACUCCAAUGGAUCUAACUAUUCGCACUGGUGCCAUGGCCAGAUUAGAAUGUGCUGCAGAAGGACACCCUGCACCUCAGAUUUCCUGGCAGAAAGAUGGUGGUACUGACUUUCCUGCAGCUCGAGAAAGACGGAUGCAUGUCAUGCCUGAAGAUGAUGUCUUCUUUAUUGCCAAUGUGAAAAUAGAAGACAUGGGAAUCUAUAGCUGUAUGGCACAAAAUAUAGCAGGAGGCCUCUCAGCAAAUGCCUCACUAACAGUGUUAGAGACACCCUCAUUUAUUAGACCUCUGGAGGAUAAGACAGUAACUCGAGGUGAGACUGCAGUAUUACAGUGCAUAGCUGGAGGGAGUCCUGCUCCUCGCCUCAAUUGGACUAAAGAUGAUGGACCACUGCUGGUGACAGAACGACACUUCUUUGCUGCAGCCAACCAGCUUCUCAUCAUUGUAGAUGCUGGGCUAGAAGAUGCUGGGAAAUAUACCUGCAUUAUGUCUAACACCCUUGGGACAGAACGUGGCCACAUUUACUUAAAUGUCAUUUCAUCCCCAAAUUGUGACUCUUCCCAGAGUAGCAUUGGACAUGAAGAUGAUGGCUGGACCACAGUUGGUAUUGUCAUCAUUGUUGUGGUCUGCUGUGUUGUGGGCACCUCUUUGAUCUGGGUCAUUGUUAUAUAUCACAUGAGAAGGAAAAAUGAAGACUAUAGUAUCACAAACACAGAGGAGCUCAAUCUGCCUGCAGACAUUCCCAGCUACUUGUCUUCCCAAGGAACACUAUCUGAGCCACAGGAAGGGUACAGCAACUCUGAAGCAGGCAGCCAUCAGCAACUUAUGCCUCCUGUCAAUGGAUACAUACACAAAGGCCCUGAUGGUGGCACUGGUACCCGGGUGAUCUGCUCAGAUUGUUAUGACAAUGCCAACAUCUACUCCAGGACCCGAGAAUACUGUCCAUAUACCUAUAUUGCUGAAGAGGAUGUUUUAGAUCAGACACUGUCCAGCCUCAUGGUCCAGAUGCCCAAAGAGGCAUAUUUAGCACAUCCUCCCCACAAUGCUGCUGCCCUGGAGAGCUUGAUAUCAUCAGCAGACAGAGAGCUGUCUGCCUUUCCCACCAACCAUGAGAGGAUGAAUGAGAAGAAACUUUCCUCCACACAGAUAAGCAGUGAACCAUUGCAACGGCCUUUGUGGAAUAUAAACAGAGAACUAGGCCUGCCUCAUCCUCACUUUUCCCAGCAGCCAGUCUUUGAGUCGCCACAACUUCAUCAAAAUGAGGACCUAGCAAAGAGGGAUCCAGAUUGUUCUGCUUCCCCCACGUCCUGCCACAGGUUACAGGACCACACUUUUGAUUUUAAUAGGACUCAGAAUAUUCAAGAUGAUGGUGAGGGCACAUGAAACUCACUUCAGGGUGAAACCUGGGCAAAGACUCAUUAGUUAAUUUUGUAUUUACUACCUCGGAGUUCAGAAGAAACCCCAAAGUCAGCAUUUGCUUUACUCUUUGUUUACGAUUACAUCUGACCACACCAAAGUGGGCCACACAUUUUUUGGGGCAUAUACCUGAUGAAGAAAGGAUAAUGGCUGACAGAAAUGGGUACAUAUGAUCGAAAUGUGCGGCAUCGGCAAAGGGAAGACAAGGGGCAAAAGUGCUGAUGAUUCAAUGGGGAUGUGUCCAGGUGUGCAUUUGCCUAUCAGGAAGAGUCUCAUUGCUGCUUACCGUGGUGGAUUAUCCCAGUCCUCAGAAUGAUCCUGAGAAAGCAUCACUCCUUUGUUGUUCUACUUUGCCUUCUGAGGAACAAAAUUAACUCUGGGGCACUGUAGCAAAUGUGCCUGGGAUUCUUCCGUGGUUUUAAGCAGAGAGUUGAGAUUGGGGCUUUGAUAUUCAAGGUCUUCUUGUAAUUUUUUUUGUGUGUCCCUAUUGCCAAGGGAGCUCAUUGUAAAUAUAUGUGCAUUUAUAAAUAAUUUUUCUAUUCAUUGAC